AGGGAAGUCAGCGAUGGUGUAGGACAACGGACAGAUCUUAUACCUUGCUUGGCUCGCAUAGCUUUGGCCUCAUCGCGAGUGGCGAGAAGGAGUCGCUUGGGUUUGAGUUUUGCAAGAUGAACGGCCGCUUCGAAGCCAAGGCCAACAUUUGCGCCGGUGACGACUAUCGAUUUGUCGCUGAUAUCGGCAUUCGGGGUGGGGAUCGACGCCCACUGCCCACGGAGAAAAGAGCGGAUGGUGAGUUUUCCCAUUCCAACUGUGACCUUUGAGAGACACUGUCGAGGCACGCCAAGUGCAAUAAACAAGUCACAGCGGCAUGAUGAUUGCGUGUGUCUCGUGUUGUCAUUGGCCGAGCUUGAAAGAUACCGGUGUUUGCCGAUUCCUCAUUUGGCCGCCUUGCACACAGUGGCGAUACGCAGUCAGAGUGUGCAUGCGCAUUUAUCUUGCCAACGCAACACGCUGGCUUCAUUCCAACACCGCAAACCUCAACUUCAGACUCAGACUCAGAAGGUUCUAUUUCUCUCCCUGCCCCUCCGCUUUUCCAUUCCUCGAACAGAUGCAGGCUCCAGAACUGCCGGAACCGCGGCGUCCCGAACGCACCAAGAAGAAGAAGCGGACUAGAAAAUCGGAUCGAGUUGAAGAAAAGGCCUAUCAUGCAAGACUUGAGGAUGAUGUUACCUAUUUUCUGGAGGCUGCGAGAACGAGGGAGGAUGCAGCGGCAAUAAGGGCGCGGUUUAUUUCGAUAAUGGAUGAGUUGCUUCCCAAAGCGGUUCCUGACGUCCGACUUCACAUCGUGGAUCACUGGUAUCGACGUUGCACCACGGACAUCCAACAUCAAUCUUGGACGUUUUGCCUCGAGGAUUAUGAUAGACCAUACGGCCUAGCUAGUGAAGAGAUACAUAAUAACGCAAUCCCUGCCGUGUAUGGCACAAGUCUUGCUCAGGAUACUACUUUACCGAAUCAUUAUCACGAUUCGGUUUUCGAAGCUUUGCAGGGGUUCUCGAAGACCCAGCCUCCAAGCAUCUACCUACCCAACCCACUCAACGAAAGACGCGUAGAUAUAUUUCAGUGCUACGCAUCUAUUCGCCCAGAAAUAAGGGCUGUCAUGACUCUAAUACUUAUGUGGAAUCGCUCACAUGGUUUUGAUAUCGACCAAAUGUCACCUUUUGCCAUCGCGGGCAUGCUCAUUUCCUGGAUGCAGUCAGGAAAUUUAUUGCCGAAUCUCCAGGAUCCAAACAUCUUAAGUCCUAGCGAUCCAAGGAUUACCAUAAACCACGUUUCUGCAAUUCCUGGGGGCAUCCGCGUCGAACCUAUUGACACCACGUUUAAAGAUCCGAAGGGGCGGACGCCGGAUCCUUCUCCCCACCUUCCCCCUGGCGCCUUAUUUGUUGAUUACUUGCAGUAAGCCAGCUUUUGAGCGUGAUGUUGUCUCCAGCCAAUGGGACCU
Molecule: messenger RNA, 1447 nt
Organism: Cantharellus anzutake
Lineage: Eukaryota; Fungi; Basidiomycota; Agaricomycetes; Cantharellales; Hydnaceae
Exons: 5
Coding region: 317-1405 (362 amino acids)
Source: RefSeq, a predicted model, not a curated record